This is a messenger RNA of Gopherus flavomarginatus (Mexican gopher tortoise), 1330 nucleotides long. Its product is annotated as collagen alpha-6(VI) chain-like. NCBI's taxonomy places the organism in Eukaryota, Metazoa, Chordata, Testudines, Testudinidae. Bases 53 to 1330 code for a protein of 425 amino acids. The record is from RefSeq and is a predicted model, not a curated record. The transcript has 12 exons.
CAGGCACUGCUGCUAUUACGCGCUGCCAAAUGGUGCAGUGAGAUCACAGUCCAUGAAAACACAUCAGAGCAAUUUCCCAAAGGAAGCACUUGCGCACUGGAUUCUGUGCUGGAUCUCACUGUUGAUUUUUUUUUAUUGGCUCGCUCUGUUUCUGCUUGCUGUCGGAGCUGGAGGGGCUCAGAGUCAGGACACCGGAAUAUGCCCCCUGCACCUGCUCAUCGGCCUGGACAUCACUGAUUGCCAACAGUCCAGCCUGCACCAGUACCUGGAGGGCAUCAUCUGGGAGCUGUUCUCCCUGACCAGGAUCAGCUGCGCCCAGCUCAACGUUACCCUGAGCAUCCAGAGCGUGGACCAGGGAGGCGAGGUCCUCUUCCGAGCCCACUUCGCCAAGUACCAGCACGACGUCUUGCAGCAGCUGCGCGUGGUGCAUGCCUUCAGGCGCACCUACCUGAACCAGCCCUCCCUGCACAGACUGCUGGAGAUGAACCGAGGCCUGCCAGAGAGUAACAAGGUGGUGCUCCUGUUUACAGACGGGUUGGACGAUGAUGUGAGGAAGCUGGAGGAGAUGUCAGCCGCUCUGCGGGUGCAAGGCCAGCUCGAUGCGCUAGUGACUAUUGCAAUGAACAAUGCUACCAACCUGGAAGAGCUGCAGCUCAUUGAGUUUCGGCGAAGGUUCAGGAACAGCCAGCAGCUGAGCAUGGAGAGCCCCGAGAUUGGCAGCGUUUUGAAUCAAGAGCUGCUGGCUGCGUCGGAGAGGAAGUGCUGCCACCCGUGCCCCUGCACCUGCAUUGGAUUGCCAGUCUUGCAAGGCCCCUUGGGCAUUCCAGGGCGUAAGAGCACGUGCCUGAAGGGGCAGAAAGGAGCCCAGGGCAGGAAGGGCAUCGCAGGUGCUCCAGGCAUUGCUAGGGAGAAGGGCUACCAAGGUGCACAGGUGAUGCCAGCUGGAUCCGCCUACGGGCACCUGCCUAGGACAGUCUUCCUGAGCUUGCACUUGGAGCAUCUACAUUUCCCCUCUGCUGCUUAUGUUCCAGGGGCUGCGAGGGGGAAAACGGAUGUGAUAAUCGAGGAUCUCCAGGAAGGAAGGGCCCAAAGGGCUCCUGUGGAGGCCAUGGAGACCCUGGUGCUCAGGGUGAAAGAGGCGACAAAGGUGCUGGGGGGACAAAGGUUGGAAAGGCCUGCAUGGAUCCAGGACCCCAACUCCCUGGCCUGCCCGCUCUUCCCCACCGAGCUGGCCUUGGUGGUAGUGAUGUCCGCCAAUGUCACUCCCACUGAGUUUGGCCGCAUGAAAGACGCCCUGGCCUUCCUGCUCCGGGACCUGUGCAUCUCCUAG